GAUGGCGAUGGGCAGAGAUUUUUUUGUCUCAUCUGCAGCCGGUAAGGAUUCAGUAACGUUGAGGGAGCGAUAGAGCCGGCGGCCGGACCGGGAGGGUUUCUAAACACUUGAUGAAGGCCUCAAACCCCGAUACCAACCUGCAGCUCCCGCGUUCGCAGCUCCGGGUCUUUUUCGAGGAAACAGGCCCUGCUUAACGGCCGCCAUCUUGCUUCAAAGGGGAGCAGAGCGCAUGCGCUGGCACUUUGGUGACGUAUUGAAAAUGGGCGUGGAUUCUCGGUCACCGUUCCCUUUGGGGUCCUAGUGCCCGGAAUAUUAUAUCGUCCCGGGUUGAAGCUGGUUUUUAAUCAGCCUCACCUAUUCCAAGGCUACAGGUUAUGUCUGCUGCCUAGGGGAGUCCAAGGGCCAUGUACAUAUUCAAUUGAGAGGUUGCAGCCCCUGAACAGUUACCUGAAGUCCUUUUACAGGGUAUUGGAAGAGUAAGUUUUACAAAUGGGAGACUCAAACCAAACAUCAUGUCAAGAUCUGACAGAGUCACACAAUUGAUCAGAACCUGAAUAUCAUCAUCCUUUGUGGAAAGAGGAAUGUUUGCCUGUUCUUACUUUGGAAGAAGAUUUCAAACAUCAGUGUGACUGGAAAAGCACCAAGGCACAUACACCCGAGUGAGAGUGUUCCAGUGCACAAACUGUGGAAAGAACUUUAACCAGUUACACAGCCUGAUAAAACAUCACAGUAUUCACGGCAGGGUGAAACCGUACACAUAUUCUUUGUGUGGACAACCGAUUGUGCAACCUGGAGAGACAUAAGGACACCGGCACCAUGCAGAAACCGUGGAAAUGUGAGGACUGUGGGAAGGGAUUCAAGUUUCCAUCCCUGCUUGAAAAUCAUCGACGCAGUCACACAGGGGAGAGGCCGUUCACCUGCUCUGUAUGUGGGAAGGGAUUCACUCAGUCUUCCCACCUGCUGACACACCAGCAAGUUCACAUUGAUGAGAGGCUGGACAACCGCUUGGACUGUGGGAAUGACUUUCAAAGCUCCAAAGACCUGGUCAGGCACCAGGUUUUUCACACCAAGAGACAGUUCAGUUGCUCUCACUGUGGGAGAGUGUUUAUACGAUCACAGAAUCUCAUUGAACAUGAACGCGUUCACACUGGGGAGCGGCCGUUCACCUGCUCCGUGUGUGGGAAGGGAUUCACACGAUCAUCCCACCUCACUUCACACCAACUGGUUCACACAGAUAAAAGACCUUUCAAAUGUUCUGAAUGUGAGAAGAGUUAUAAAACCACAAGUGAACUGCUCAUACAUCGGCGAGUUCACACUGGGGAGAGGCCAUUCACCUGCUCCGUGUGUGGGAAGGGAUUCAUACGAUCAUCCCACCUUGCUAAACACCAACUCGUUCACACGGAUAAAAGACUUUUCAAAUGUUCCGAAUGUGAGAAGACUUAUAAAACCACAAGUGAUCUGCUGACACACCAGCGAGUUCAUAAUGAGACGAGGCCAUUCAGAUGCACAGUGUGUGGGAAGGGAUUCACUCUGUCAUCCAGCCUCCAGAAACACCAGAGAGUUCACACUGGGGAGAGGCCAUUCAUCUGCUCCACAUGUGGGAAGGGAUUCAUUCAUUCAUCCAAUCUUCUGACACACCAGAGAGUUCACACUGGGGAGAGGCCGUUCACCUGUUCUGUGUGUGGGAAGGGAUUCAUUCAUUCAUCUCACCUUUGGAGACACCAGAAAGUUCACAAGUGACUACAGAAGUUGGAUUCUGUUGAUAUUGCUGCUGUUAAUCAUGUCCAUGACUGAACCAAGUUCAUUCUGAGAGCUGGAGUUUGUUCAUGCUGAUGUUAAUAAUCCUCAUAACUGGGCUGGAGUUUAAUACUCUGAUAUCUGAAAUGAACUGAUAUUGUUUCAAACACACCAUCAAUGCAUUCACACUGGGGAGAGGCCAUUCAGUUGCAUUUCCUGUGGAAAGAGGUUCAGGGAGUCAUCCAACUUGCUGAGAUACCAGUGAGUUCACAAUGGGGAGAGCUCGUUCACCUGCUCUACGUGUGCAAAGAGAUUCACUCGGUCACAAUGCCUCCUGAGACAUCAACAAGUUCAUAAGUGACUGUGGGGAUUGGAUUCUGUUGUUAAUCAUGAUUAUUAACACCUAAAACUGGCUGGAGUUUAAUAUUCCGGAGAUGUCACUGAUUUUCAGACCUGCUGUGUCCCUUUUGAAAAGCACCAUGAUCUUUCCCCUUAAUUCAAGAACCCUCAACAGGAACUCAUUUACAAUAAAAUUAUGAAUUUUUACUUCAAUCAUAAAUUGAUCUUUGGUGCAAAAUUUACAAUUAACAUCUCCAAUUAGAAAGUGCUGAUUAAUCCUUGCUGACAAUUCUUACUGACUUACACAUUCUUCACAGUGACACCUCCUUUUUGACAUUAAACCAUCAAGGAAUAUAAACAAAACAGUAAAAUAUUUCACAUUGAUGUUGAUCAAGAUUGAAUGUUGAUGAAGAUUGGAAGUUGCUAAGUUCAACACAGUUGAACUCAGCAACAGUUCCGACACAGCAGCAGCAACAUUUGGUAAAGGUGGAACCCACAACAAAGACUGGUUUCAGACCUACUCAGCAGAGGUGACAUCUGUCAUUGAAGUAAAAAGCAAAGCCUACCUGAUGCACAACAUAAACCCAACAGCUAGAACACUGCAUGACUUGAAAGUCUCUGAGACAAUCGUGCAACAGACAGGGAAUUACUAUAUAAAUAAACACUGGAUCAGCCAAAUCAAGAAAUCCAAACUGCCUGUGACAAUGGAAAUUUACAUGCUAUGUACGAUGGGAUCAAGAGGGUGCUUGGUCUGACCAUCACCAAAGUUUUCGCCUCUGAAAUCGGCAGAAGAUGAAGUACUCACCAACAGAAAUAAACAGAUGUCUCACUGGGUUGAACACUAUUGUGAGCUGUACUCUUGUGAGACAGACAUCUCCCAGUCUCUGUUUGACUCUCCUGCAGCUUCAUGGUUGAGUUGGAUGAGGAAACCUGAUCACUUGAGCUGGAAAAAGCCAUUGAUUGGUCAGCAAGCAGAAAGGCACCCGGCAAGGAUGGAAUUCCAGCUGAACUGCUCAAGCAUGGAAAGUCCCAUAUACUGCUACACCUUCAUCAUCUCCUCCUUCUCUGUUGGAAGGUAGGAUCUGUUCCACAGGACAUGUGUGACGCUAAAAUCACCACAGUAAACAAGAACAAAGGUGACAGGAAAUUAGAAAAACCAAAGGGAUACCUCGCUCCUUAGCUUCACAGGGAAAGCCUUCACUGGGGUGAUGUUUAAAAACUUCAUCUACUUGCAGACUGAGUGAAUCCAGAAGCAUGGUGUGGUUUCUGUGCUGGCAGAUCUUCUCCAUACACUAGCUACAAGAGAAAUGCACAACUAAUAUUUAAUCUAAAAUGCUGCCAGCACUCUGUUGAGAAAAGUGAAACGUUAUAAUUGCUGAGCGGCAGUAAACCUUUAAGUGUGAAUUAUAAUUUACUUGUUUAAUUGUAAAAGCCACAAAAUGUUUGAUUUUCUAAAACAAAACUUCAUCUUUGAGCUUAUGACCCGGAUCUCACAAGCUGUGGAAGCUCCACCCUCUUUAACUCCAUUUGGUCUAAGAAUGUUGAAGCGUCCGUUUACUUGUGAAAGCUGAUUUUUUUUGUGUUAAUUUUCUUAGUUUUAUUCCAGUCAUUUGGAAAGGUGCCUGAAGAAAUAACAGAGAGAAAAAAACACUAAUGUUUGGUCAAAGCUGAGAAAAUACAAAAAGAAUUGGUAAAACAAAGAUAAAAAUGGUGUUUGGUUCAUCUUUGAUCUGAAAAUAGAGUUAAGUAACGGUGACACAAUUGUGUGCAUUUGAGAAUGUUUACACAGGCCUUUCCAAAACAAGCAGAGGAGUUAACCCUUUCCACUGACAACAUGGUGACGAUCCGAACUAAAGACUUUGCCUUUUAAAGAUUUGACUUCAUUCCAUUUGUUAUCUUUCAAGGAUAAAUUGUUUGAGAAUGGGAUUUAUCUCCAAACUGAUUGCAGAUACCUGUACUUCUGUCUCUGAUGUAAAAAUAUCAUAUUAUGAGAAUAUUGAAUUGGUCAGUAAAGUUCCUCCAGGGCUCCUGAAUGAGAUAGAAUGGCAAUUAAUGAGAUAAUAAUAAGAGAGAAAAAUUACACCACCAAAUGGGAAUUGGAAUGAUUCAUCCUGGGUAUAGUUCAAUAGAAUAGAUCAAUCUGGUAUCCAUGUACAUUCAAUUGAAGGCCAGGAAAGUGUAGGUCAAACUAGUAAAUUGAUGACUUUGAGAUGUUUGUACCCUUGCCUCUGAACUGCAAUUGAUAGUUUUGACACCAUCUAAGGCAUUGAACCAUGCAGGGGGAGAUAAGCAAAUAUCUUCAGAUCAACAUUCCCCUAAUCGUUUGGUAAGAUUACCUGAAAGUCAAGAGUGACUUAUAUCAGAUGGCAAAUGUGGCAUGAUUUUGGGAUACUGGUGUGAGUGUGCAGAUAUGAUUUGUUAUUUGUGGAGUAACUAACAUGCAGAAAUGCGAGGUGAAGCUGCACUGAGGAAUAGGUCCCAGUCAUGUUCAGCUACUUGUCAACAGAAGAACAUGAAGUGAUUAAUGUGGUCAAGAGAAUGAGACAUUUUAAAUCAUCAAGGUAUUGGCACAAACUCCAUAGACUCGGAUUGACUUUAAAACAAUCCGAAUAGAAUUAAACACACUGGAAUCUAUCAGAUGGAGUAAAAUUAAAGUGAAGAGGGAUAUCGAAUCUGGAUUUAGAAAAUAUCCACAAGGUGGGUGCCAGUGAAAAGAGAGCUGGAGAAUCUUUAAAUUCCAUCAUGAGCUUUUGUUUGAACCAUAUGUAUUUACGACAUGCCAAUGAUUUAAAUUGUGUGAGAUGAUCUGCAAGUGGGGAGGAUGCAUCAAAGUCAAAAUUUAUAACAUUUUACUCGGAAAGUUUUUACAUUCAUUCUUGGUGGCAGCUCAAGGGUUUGUGUUGCUGAUUCUGAUAAUUCGAGUAGUUUUAGUAUGUUAUCCACAGUCUGUAAUCAAGAAAUUAGGAAAACAAGGUCGUAGCUUAGAAAUAGCUGGGUUAGACAGAAAUCCGAUGUGAGAAGUGAAUAAGGAUAUUCCCUUCUCAAGGUUGGGAGAUCUGUGAGAAAUAACCAUUAAAUACCUUAUGAAAUCUUCAAAAAUGUAUUAACUGUUCUAGGAAUCUCUCUCUCACUUAGGAAGAAAGCUUUCUGGGUUGACAAACACAGGACAUUGCAGGCCUGUUAUCUCUGCCAAGGACAUGUCUCUGGCACAGACCCUAAAACAAGACAAACUUGAUAGGGUGGAGGGACCUCAUGUCCCAAAUAUAAACUAACUGUCUGAAUAAAGGUUAAACAGGAUGCCCGAGAGAGAGAUGAGCCACAAAAUGGCCAUAGGAUGAUGGAUUAAGUGACAGACAUUAUAAGCCCAGAAAUAAGGUAUAUGAACAGGAUUUAGAGAGGGAAAAACACUUCAGACUAGGAAGAGCUUCUCAAAGUGAUCCAUGCUGGCUUCAGCCGAACACUUUGGCUCAAGGAGACCAAGAAAGGAAGAAACUGCCACCUCCAGCCACAGAGAUCAGCAUCCCCCCUGAUCUGGGACCAGUAAACCAUUCCGAGGAGACUGUCACCUCCAGCCAUGGAGAUCAGCAUCUCCCUGAUCCGGGACCAGUAAACCAUUCCGAGGAGACUGUCACCUCCAGCCACAGAGAUCAGCAUUCCCCCCCUGCUUCUCUCCAUCCAUUUGUCCAAUCUGGGACCAGUAAACCGUUCUCACCAGUUAUGGGUCAAUUGUCUUAUCUGCCUAUUUAACUGAUGUAUCAUAUCUAAGCUAUUGCUUC
Molecule: messenger RNA, 5852 nt
Organism: Carcharodon carcharias (great white shark)
Lineage: Eukaryota; Metazoa; Chordata; Chondrichthyes; Lamniformes; Lamnidae
Product: zinc finger protein 235-like
Exons: 2
Coding region: 817-1740 (307 amino acids)
Source: RefSeq, a predicted model, not a curated record